AUGUCUUCAUCAAUCAAGCCCAAGGUCGCUUUCAUCACCGGGGGUAAUGGCAUUACUGGAACAGCAAUUAUCGAGUACUUGGUCAAACACACAAGCAAAGAAGAAUUCAGCGAUAUCAUCGUAACAUCUCGCUCCCCCUUCGCAACUUCUGUCCAAGAUUCCAGGAUAAAAUUCAUUGCCCUGGAUUUCACCAAGGAUGCCGAAACUUUGGCAAAAGAAAUGGUUCAAGUGUGUGGACCGGUCACCUACGCUUAUUUCUCGUCAUACGUGCACAAAGAUGACUUUGCGGAAUUGAACACGGCCAAUCAGGCUUUGUUUGAGAACUUCCUCUCGGCACUCGUCAAGGUCACUCCGAAUUUGGCGAGUGUUUGUCUGCAGACUGGUGGAAAGUACUACAAUGUACACACGCAGCCAGUCCCAUCUCCAGCUUACGAAGAUGCCCCAAGAGCCGUCAAGUUCGAGGAGAACUUCUACCUUCCCACAWGAAGACUUUCUCGCCGAGAAGCAAAAGGGGUCCAAUUGGACCUGGACAGUGAUUCGUCCCGAAGCCAUCAUCGCAAGCCCAAUGGAAUGAACUCGGCCUUGACUUAUGCGCUCUACUUCUUGGYUWAAAAGGAACUGGGAGAGGAGGCACCCAUGCCAACCAACCAAGUGUACUACGAGGGCGUCGACGACUGCUCAGACGCAGCUCUGAUUGCUGACAUGACAAUAUGGGCGACAACCACCCCGAAAGCAGCCAACCAGGCCUUCAACAUCGUCAAUGGCGACUACAUCCAAUGGCAAUACAUGUGGCCUCGUCUCGCAGCGUACCUCGGCGCAAAGUGUGCCCCAAAAAGCCAAUUUCCACAAACCCCGACCCGAACAAGGCGUCGUGCAGCAGGAAAUUCCACUUUACUGAGUGGGCUCAAGAUAAGCAAGCAGUGUGGGAUCGCAUAUGUGAUCAAUCUGGUGUAA
Ramularia collo-cygni is the source of this 954-nucleotide messenger RNA. RefSeq lists its product as uncharacterized. Lineage: Eukaryota; Fungi; Ascomycota; Dothideomycetes; Mycosphaerellales; Mycosphaerellaceae. Bases 1 to 954 code for a protein of 317 amino acids. The record is from RefSeq and is a predicted model, not a curated record. The transcript is spliced from 3 exons.